AUGCGCCCGCGCACAGCAAGGUCAUUGGUAGCGUCAGUCAAUCCGUUGCGGCUCCAAACAUACAAGUACUUUUGGUUGGCAUUGCGGAUGAGGGUGUGUAACCACACUUCUAAUGCUGCUUCGGAACAGACUGCCGCAUGCAGCUUUAAGACGGCUACGGCUCUGGCGAGGGCGUGCCGCACGGACCUGUCGGAGUUUUGCCAGCUCGCCUGGCACCACCGACCCGUGGCUGCCCCGACAUCACAGCCAUCCCCGGGGGAGCCGGUGGCGCUCCGGCUCGCGCUGCUGGCAGUGCUACCCGGGCUGCGGUUGCGUGCGGGUGACGGCGGCGCGAGGCUGGAUUUCGACGGUUCGACGCUUCCCGCGCCGCCGCCGCCGCAGCUAGCAGCAGCGCUGUUGGCAUCGCUGGCCGGUAUUGGGUCCUGGAAUGCAGGUGCCGGGCCCCCCGGCAUCGUCGCCCUGCCGCUGCAUGACGACCAGAGUGGCAUCGCAGCGCCGACGCUGGCGCCACAGGCGGAAGCGUUGGACGAGUACAAUGAGAACGGCGGGUCGUACGACUGCUGCGCAGCCAUCGACACUGUCGACGCCGGCCAAAAAGGCACAUUGUGGAGCUCUGACGCCUGCAAUGCCUCGGCAGCGCCUGACAACACGGUGCCGUCGCCACCGCCGGCAGCGAUUGCGGCCGCCAGGGCAGAUAGGCCGCCGCUGGCGGUGCUGGCAGCGGUGACGGCUGCGACGGCUGCACCAGCGGUACUGCGCAUUGCCCGGUAA
This is a messenger RNA of Volvox carteri f. nagariensis, 771 nucleotides long. RefSeq lists its product as uncharacterized. The record is from RefSeq and is a predicted model, not a curated record. Lineage: Eukaryota; Viridiplantae; Chlorophyta; Chlorophyceae; Chlamydomonadales; Volvocaceae. The transcript has 6 exons. The coding region runs from base 1 to 771 and encodes 256 amino acids.